AUGGCAGAUGAAUCCGCCUUUGACAAGAAGAAAGCCCACAGGGCAAAACAAGCUGGGCGUAAAGCGGAAAAGAAAAAAAAGAAGAAGCAAAUAGACACAUCUAACCUAAGUGCUCGACAAAGAAAUCCAAAGGCUUUUGCUAUCCAGUCAGCUGUAAGAGCAGAGCGGCAAUUUCGGCGUCGCGAGGAUGUUAUUGCCAAGAAGCAGCACAUUCCUCAGGUAGAUAAAACUCCUCUGGAACCGCCUCCAAUCAUAGUAGCUGUGGUGGGCCCUCCGCGAGUAGGGAAGACUACGUUGAUAAAUAAUCUCAUCAAAAGCUUUAUAAAAACCAACGUCACAAGUACUAAUGGCCCUAUAACAAUAGUCACUUCUAAGAAACGCCGAAUCACCUUGAUUGAAUGUAACAAUGAUAUUAAUUCAAUGAUUGAUAUAGCAAAGUGUGCUGAUUUAGUAUUGUUACUGUGUGAUGCUAGUUUUGGCUUCGAAAUGGAGAUCUUUGAGUUUUUAAACAUCUGUCAAGUGCAUGGUAUGCCCAAGAUAAUGGGUGUGUUGACUCAUCUAGAUAUGAUCAAAAAUGCGAAAACAUUGAAAACUACAAAGAAGACUUUGAAGCACCGCUUCUGGACCGAAGUAUACUCAGGAGCGAAACUGUUCUAUCUAUCUGGUAUUAUUCAUGGAGAAUAUUUGAGAAAUGAAAUCAAAAACCUGGCUAGAUUCAUUUCUGUUAUGAAAUUUAGGCCACUAAGCUGGCGAUCUACCCAUGCUUAUAUAUUGGCUGAUAGAAUGGAAGAUGUUACUAACCAAGAAAUUAUAAGAAAGGACCCUAAAGUCAACAGGGAUAUAAUUCUGUAUGGAUAUGUCAGAGGAGUACCACUUAUGAAAGAAACAAUGGUUCAUAUAGCAGGUGUUGGUGAUAUGAAGGUCAGUGAACUUUCAUAUUUACCAGACCCAUGCCCUUUGCCAAGCAGUGAAAAGAAACGCCACUUGAUGGAGAGAGAGAGACAAAUAUAUGCACCUUUCUCUGGUGUAGGUGGCAUUGUUUAUGAUAAAGAUGCUGUUUAUAUAGAGCUAAAAGGUUCUCACUCACACAAGCAAGAGGAUGAGGAGACAAAUGAGAAAAAAGCAUUGCUGAAAAAUGUUGUUGAAACUACAGAAACUAUAGAUGAACAGAUGCAAGAGUCUGGCUUUAAGUUAUUUAGUGGAGGAGCUGUCAUUUAUCCAGACAUGUUAAAAGAUGAUGAGUACCUGCAACAGAAAAGCAAGGAUAGAGAUGAAAGUUCUGAAGAUUCUAGUUCCGAGGAUGAUGAAAAGUCUGAUUCUGAUCAUGACAGUGGUAUUGAGCAAAAUGAGAUAAAAACUGGAAAAAACCAAUUGCCUUGGGAUAAUGGGUCUAAUAAUGAGGAGGAAUCAGGAGAGGAAACUAAUAGUGAGAAAGAAGAUGAGGAAGAUUUUGGCAUUAAGUGGAAAGAAAAAAUGAAUGAAAAAGCAACAGAUGCCUAUUUUGAACGGCAGAACACAUCAGGAAAUAUAAUGAAGCUUGUUUAUGGUGAAUUUGAGAUUGGGAACAAGACUAAAGAUAAAAUAGAUGAAUCUGAAGAUGAUUCAGAUGAAGAAGAAAUUGGGGGAUUGUUCAAGAAAGUAACUGCCACCCAAAAGAAAAAACAAAAAGAAAAGGAGAGACUAGAUACAGAUGAAUGUUCCUUCUUUUAUUCAUUAGAUAAACCACUGUUGAGGGAUUGGACCAGUGAAUCCAAUAAACAGCAUUUGAUCAACUAUUUUGUGACUGGCAAGAGAUCUGCAGAUGAAGAUGCAUCAGAACUUUUAAAAUUAGAUGAUGCAAGUGAUGGAGAUGAUGAAGAAGUUUAUGGGGAUUUUGAAGAUUUCGAAACAGGCGAGAAACAUGUUACAAACGAAAAUUCUGAAGAUAUCAAUACAUUGGAGGCUGGCAACAAACGUAAAGCAGAACCAACCAAAUCUGAAAUACUGGAUAAAAAGCUUAAAUUAAAAGCAAAAUUUGAUUCAGAAUAUGAUAAUCCAGAUGAUCAUAGAAUAAAAGGGGAUCACUCAUAUUAUGAAAACUUAAAAGCAGAAGCACUGAAACAGUCUGAAUUAAAUAAGUCUGUAUUUGAGAAUUUGGAUAAUGGGUUGAGAAUUGAAGUUGAAGGUUUUAGACCUGGCUUGUAUGUGCGAAUGAUGUUCAAAAAUAUGCCUUCAGAAUUCGUAACCAACUUCGAUUCUACAUACCCUAUUUUGAUUGGGGCUCUUAAUAUGGCAGAACAGAAUAUAGGAUUUGUUUCUUGCAAAGUAAAGAAACACAGGUGGUAUAAGAAAAUUUUAAAAACCAAUGACCCACUUAUUAUAUCACUUGGUUGGCGACGUUUUCAAACACUACCGAUUUACUCAAAAAUAGAGGAUGACUUAAAAUGUAGAUACUUAAAAUAUACGCCAGAACAUGUAACAUGUAAUAUGCAUUUCUAUGGGCCGGUAACUCCACAAAAUACUGGUUUACUUGCUUUGCAAACAGUAAACAACAAUCAUAAUGAAAUCAAACAAUUGGGAUUCAGAAUAGCUGCUACGGGCAGUGUGAAUGAAAUUAACAAGUCUACACAGAUUGUAAAGAAAUUAAAACUUGUUGGUACACCUCUAAAAAUAUAUAAGAAAACUGCCUUCAUAAAAGACAUGUUCACAAGCACAUUAGAAGUUGCAAAAUUUGAAGGAGCCAAAGUAAAAACAGUUUCAGGGAUUAGGGGACAGAUCAAAAAGGCUCUAAACAAGCCCGAAGGCGCUUUCAGAGCGACAUUUGAGGAUAAGAUCCUUAUGAGUGAUAUAAUAUUUUGUAGGACGUGGUUCAAAGUCGACGUCACCAAGUUUUAUGCUCCCGUCGUGAAUCUGCUUUUGCCCUUAGGAGCUAAAAAUGCUUGGCAAGGCAUGAAAACGAAAGGGCAGUUAAAGAGAGAGCGCAAUGUUAAGAGCGAGGCUAACACGGAUUCUAUGUACACAGAAGUAAACAGGGAACCGAAAGUAUUCAAACCCCUAGUAAUACCAAAACAAUUACAGAAGGGACUGCCUUACAGAUUCAAACCCAAGAAUAAAUCCACCACACUGUCUGGAAAGCCUAAAACUCAAUUGGACAGGGUAGCUGUUAUCAAGAACCCGUAUGAACAAAAAGUUACCAAUGUGAUGAAAAUGUUGAAAAUGAAUUUCGAUAAAAAGACUGAGCAACAGAAGGCGGCGACGGCGGAGCGGCUGAAAGCGCAUAAGAAACAACUCGAAGACGAAGAGUGGCGGAGAAUAAAGCGACAGAAGGAGCUGAAAAAGAAGAUCUGUAGGCAUUUAAGUAAAAUGGGCAACAAAAAGAAGACGCAAAUGUAA
Molecule: messenger RNA, 3372 nt
Organism: Chilo suppressalis (striped riceborer)
Lineage: Eukaryota; Metazoa; Arthropoda; Insecta; Lepidoptera; Crambidae
Source: the annotation of a GenBank genome assembly